Molecule: messenger RNA, 3184 nt
Organism: Hyposmocoma kahamanoa
Lineage: Eukaryota; Metazoa; Arthropoda; Insecta; Lepidoptera; Cosmopterigidae
Exons: 14
Coding region: 18-2201 (727 amino acids)
Source: RefSeq, a predicted model, not a curated record
CUAUCUUGGAUCAAGCGAUGGAUAUGAUCGAGUUUUUUGAGAACUACCCGCAGUAUCACAGGUUCCGCAACACCGCAUGGUUGUUUCUAAUGGAAUUAGCACGGCGGAAGUGGGGCGCGCGGCCGAGGAACGAGGUGGACCGGGCCGAACAUCUGCUCCAUAUCGCAGGCUACCCCUUCAAGGACAUUGAGAACGCCAUCUGGGAGCAACGCGUGCACUUCGCAGCUGCCAUAGCUAGGAUACGCAUCAAGAACAAGGCUUUUACGUUAUCAGACCUUCUGCCGCCUCACUUGCGAGAAGACCGAAUAAAUGCUUGCGUGAAUAAAGAGACAGUUACCGGAUGGGUGAAUACCUUUAAAGCUAAAAAAGUGGCAUCACUAGUAAAGCGGCUGCAUGAGUUGGGAUAUUCUUACAGCAAUUCACGUCAACUGUGCGCCGGAGAAUAUCGAUUUGAUCGAGUAUGCCCGAGAUUUAUUACUCUGAGACCUCCGCAGGACGUCAGUAUCUGCCAAUUGGAUCUCGUAAAAGACGGAAUCAUUGUUCUUCAGGAGCGUGAAUUCUGCGAAGGCGCAUCUACACUUUGCCGGGCACUUCGAGCAAACUCACUCUGCGGCGCAGUUGCUCAGACGCAUGCGUCAUCCCCGCGCAGUUCGGCUUAUCUCGCGGCCCAACUGCGGGAAUUGGCUGCUGUUCUUAAAGCUAAGGGACCUUCAGCUCCGGCGACACCAGAAUUGGGGAAAUUGGUGGUGUUUGGGGCUGGUGAUAAAGUAUCAAGCUAUGUUUGCGCCCUUCGAGAUUUGGGGGUGGAGGCCUCCGAAGCGCUUCAAUCUGGAGCCUCCGUUUGCGUGUUAAGCGAUCCAGUGCAUUGUGACACUCCUAACGUAAUUGAUGCUCUCAACGGUGUUGUGGCGGUGUUGGCUACUCCACCCAACUCCUAUUCCGCCGUCACGGACCCAAUCGACCUGGUUUGUGGCAGAGGAGGUGACUUAGCUAUGCUUGAGAUUCUCACGGAAGCCGAGAUAGAUGUUAACGGAAAAGCGAGAGUGCAGUCUAUUUUGGAGGAGCAAAAGAAAACCUUGAAGACUCUGCUAUCGAAACCUCAGAUCCAGUUAAUUCUGUAUGAAACCCAUUCAGCUUUAGAGGCUGAAAAUCAGGCACAAGUGACGCGUGCUGUGGCUGAAGCGAAUAGACUAGCGCGAGAGCGGCACGCCCUCCUUAAGAAGAAAUUCAAGGAAAAUAAAGACCCACACACACCAAAAACAGUUGUGGAACUGCCAUCCGACACGUCUAUUAACAACACUAUCUCGCGCUCUGACAUGUCCAAGGACGCACUUGAUGAUGUUCUCGUCAUUGCCGAUGGGAGAUUGUCUAAACCACCUAAAACAGGAGUGCCCAACGCGAUCGUUAGCUCUCCUGAUCACGCGCCAAAGAACGACAAUACGGACACAGUACUUAAUAAACAAGCCGGGCCAAUACAGCGAGAGCUCUUAAUUAUGAACAAAACGAGACCAAUCCCGGAACAAGCUGUUCCUGAAUCACCAAUGCCCCAUGAUCCGGAUUCGGACAGUGCUAACGUAAAGGUACCAAACUGCGACCUGUUCGAGAUCGGAACGCUACCAAAUCUAGGCAAUGGAUUAGACAUCAACUAUAUUUUGGAUAGAGAUGGAUGUUACCUUGGCCUCAUCCAGCGAAAGGAGAUAACAUGCCUGGACGCGAAGUUCAUGAUCCGCGUGGCGGAGGACCGCGGACUGUUUGGAGCGGCGACGCCGGCGGCCCAGCAGGCGCGGCGCAAGCGCGCCGACACGGCCGCCACCACGCCGCGCCGCCGCCGGCGCAAGCAAAACGGCUUCGAGGUCGAGCGCGUAGCGGCGCCGACGUACGCGUCGAUCGUGCGCUCGAGCCGCCGCGGCAGCGCGCCCGCGGCGUACCCGCCGGGCGUGAUCCCGCCGCGCGCGCCGGACGGCGCCGACGCCGUGGCCACGUGCGCGCGCCACGCCCGCCGCCAGGCCGCGGCCGCCGCCGCCGUCGGCUGCUCCUGCGACGCCCGCCACCGAAGCCGGCAGAUCCGCCGUCGGCGCGCAUCUGCAGAGAUGUCCAGCUGUCCUGAAGCGAGCGCGGGCGUGUGCCGCCGUCCCUUUCCCGUCGUCGUGCACGACCUGCAACUGUGCCCCUUCUCCACACACCACAAAAUCUUCGUCUAGCAUCCUUCACAUAGUAAUAGAGUCGCUAUAUACGAUUCGGUAGACUGCAAGCAAUUCUGCACUUACCCAGAGCGUGGGUACCGACAACUCGGAAUUGAAGUGCGAAACAAUUAAAGCAGUUUCCAUUGUCGUGCAGGAAACAAGUCUAUCGGAUUUUUAUAGUAAGUCUAAAACUCAAACCGAAUUCGGCAUUUCGCUCGAAUUUGCUUUUAUAUAUCAAUAACAUACAUACGUCGUACUAGACGCGGAAACAAAAGCGUCAUAAAAUUUAAAUAAUAAUACAAAAAAGUACGUCAAUGUAAAAAACAAAAGUAUGUUAAUUAUGAAAAAUUGCACUCCUCUAAUAUUAGGUAUGCAUUUGAACAAAAUGCUUCACAAAAAAUUUCAGAAAAAAAUAUUCAUUUUAUUCUAGUACGUAAGUGUUUAUUAUGGACUCUUUGGGUGUCAAUAAUUUCAUACGCAUUAUUUUUAAUUAAUUGUGCUCGACAAUUUCAAGCAUAUCGUAUUUUAAUUGUAUUUACACGCAUGAAACCUCGUAAUCUUUAAAAUUCAAAAAUCUAUAAGCAAACAAACGUUUAUAUACCCGAGGUACGAGUUGAAUAUAUAAUAAGAUUAAUUUGUAAUUGUGAGUACAGCCACGUGCAAUUGAUAUAGGUACUUAGCGAAAGAAAAUCGAAACCAGUAGUUACGUGGACUAAAUAUUGCAUGAUUGAACGCUUAUGCACGUGACUGUACUUUUGGUUUUCUAUGUUUAUUGUAAAAAUUGUUGCACGUGUUGCUCGUUAGCUUGGCCUCGAUCAUAUGACGGAAUAGCCUGCGUUGCUAAUUUUCUUAAUCUAAACCGUUUAUGAUGGAAUAUCAUUUUUUUUAUUUAAGAAUAAAUAUCGUUAAUAAACGAAAAUUAAAUAGGUAGGAUAAAAUUGUAUCGAGGCAGCAGGGAUAUUAAAAUUCAAAUUUAGUGGUAAAAAGUUCCUACGUAUAUG